AGCUUAUCUCUCGCCCUCACAGACCCUCACACUCCUCUCAGACACAGAGCCACAGAGCAAAAUCUUGCACGGCGAGAGAAUUUUCCGUUCAGAGAUGGUGAGAAUAAUACCUAUGGCGUCGACGAUUCGGCCAUCUCUCUCGUCGCUGAAACUUCCUCUCCUGCGGUUUGCUCUCCCUCCCCACAGCCCCUCUCGCCGCCUCUCUAUGGUGCAUCUCGGUAGCGCUGUUCCACAGUCACAGUUUUUUGGUCUGAAAGCUGCUAAGCUGUUGAGAGGAGAGGGUAACAGCAUGGCAGUGGCCGCAGCUGGAAAUGCAGCCCAAGCAAGCACAGCAGCUACCCAAGAAAAUGUCCUAGAGUGGGUCAAGAAAGACAAGCGAAGAAUGCUCCAUGUUGUUUAUCGCGUUGGAGACUUGGACAGAACCAUAAAAUUCUAUACAGAAUGCCUCGGGAUGAAACUGCUGCGAAAACGUGACAUACCAGAGGAGAGAUACACAAAUGCCUUUCUUGGAUAUGGGCCCGAAGAUUCUCACUUUGUUAUUGAACUCACUUACAAUUAUGGAGUUGACAAGUAUGAUAUUGGUACUGGAUUUGGCCACUUUGGUAUUGCUGUUGAAGAUGUUGCAAAGACUGUGGAACUCAUAAAGGCUAAGGGUGGUAAAGUAACCCGAGAACCUGGUCCUGUCAAAGGUGGCACUACGGUAAUUGCAUUUGUUGAGGACUUUGAUGGCUACAAGUUUGAACUUUUGGAGAGGGGACCUACUCCUGAGCCCUUGUGUCAAGUAAUGCUUCGUGUAGGUGACCUUGAUCGUUCCAUAAAGUUUUAUGAGAAGGCCUUUGGCAUGGAACUUCUUCGCAAACGUGAUAAUCCAGAGUACAAGUAUACAAUAGCAAUGAUGGGUUAUGGUCCUGAAGACAAAAAUGUCGUUCUGGAAUUGACAUACAACUAUGGGGUCACCGAAUAUGAAAAGGGAAAUGCUUAUGCUCAGAUUGCAAUAGGCACAGAUGACGUUUAUAAAACUGCAGAAGCUAUUAAACUUGCUGGAGGAAAGAUUACCCGGGAACCUGGACCAUUACCGGGUAUCAGCACCAAGAUUACUGCAUGUUUGGAUCCUGAUGGUUGGAAGGCGGUUUUUGUAGAUAAUGUUGAUUUUCUAAAGGAGUUGGAGUGAGUUUUAGGAAAAUAUCAUACCAAGCUUGUGAGAACAAAACCUGUUACUUGGACCGAAACGAAUUGACUGAAGGCGUGAGAGAAUGUAUGAAAUCCCAUUUUGUAGAUAAGAUAAUAAUAAUUUCCAUUAUGAUUAUUAGCUUUACAGCUUUGUAGUUUGAGACUUAUAAUUCUGUUUAAUUAUUUUGCUCUAUAGAUGUCACAUGAAAAAAUUUCCUUGUGAAAUACUUAUGUUUGAUUUGGCUACCGAUUUCAAACAAGUUAAUCGUAAGCAAAUAGAUUGAUUUUUAAACCUGUAU
Messenger RNA from Corylus avellana, 1469 nucleotides. Its product is annotated as Glyoxalase/Bleomycin resistance protein/Dioxygenase superfamily protein. Lineage: Eukaryota; Viridiplantae; Streptophyta; Magnoliopsida; Fagales; Betulaceae. The record is from RefSeq and is a predicted model, not a curated record. Gene Ontology annotation, molecular function: metal ion binding; lactoylglutathione lyase activity. Gene Ontology annotation, cellular component: cytoplasm.